AUGGGAAACUUAAUACUCUGUAAACCCCAAGAUAACAAACUUGAAGCUACUGUACCCUUUAGUAGAACUACAAUGGGGGAAAUAAUGUUCCUUCAAAUUUGUUUGCUAGAUCAUAGCUGUAUGCUAUCCUGGUUGAGUACAAAUUGGCUCAAGUUAUGCAAUAGUAAAUGUGGUCUCAAGGUUGGAAGACUCAACAAUCUUCCUUGGCUCUGGGGACUUGGUUCUGUUUUGGCCAAAAUAACUGUCUUCAAUGAUGGAAGUUACUUCUGUUCUUUCAGAUAUGAUAUGGCAAUCGACACCGUUCAGAGUUAUGCACCUGAUUUGGAUCAUUAA
Messenger RNA from Vicia faba (fava bean), 333 nucleotides. The record is from the annotation of a GenBank genome assembly. NCBI's taxonomy places the organism in Eukaryota, Viridiplantae, Streptophyta, Magnoliopsida, Fabales, Fabaceae.